Molecule: messenger RNA, 2800 nt
Organism: Centropristis striata (black sea bass)
Lineage: Eukaryota; Metazoa; Chordata; Actinopteri; Perciformes; Serranidae
Gene: rufy3
Product: RUN and FYVE domain containing 3
Exons: 18
Coding region: 465-2462 (665 amino acids)
Biological process (GO): regulation of axonogenesis
Cellular component (GO): cytoplasm
Molecular function (GO): metal ion binding
Source: RefSeq, a predicted model, not a curated record
CUGUUUACACAGAAAUAAUGGUUUUGGUUGCCCAGAGACUCUUAGAAACGGGAGAGGCACAAGCGCGCCGGCGCGUGUCGCAAUGAAUCAUGGGAGCAUGUAUGUGCUCAGUCAUGGAUCUACAGGCAGUGACGCAUCUCCCUUCAUGUGUACACUCUCUGGUCAUGUGAGCGGAUUGCUGGAGCGCUGACACAGCGCGCAAACUCUCGCGAAAUUAACCGCAGAUUUGACCAAAAAAUGCCAACGCAAAGCUGUUUCCGGGUCAGGAGAAGGCUGCGGAGGACAGGACGACAGGCGGAGUGAUUACUGGAGAGGAUUUUGUAGUAAACUGACCGGGCAAAUCCACCGCUUUGCUUUGGCUAAUAAGCAGCUAGCCGCGGAAGCUAACGGCAGCUAGCUCUGUGACAGCCGACUGACAGCUCACUCCGCCCGGUCACAUGAAGGGACUCUAACCGGGAGGGAGGAUGGCGGAGCGGGAUCUGCCUCUGCAGUCUUCUCCAGAGGUUUCACAAAGUUCUGGGAGGCAGAUUGAUUCCUCGGAUGAGAACGGACACGGUGACAGCCCAGAUGAGACUCUCUCUCCCACCUCGGUGAUCUACUUCAGGGAGGCUCUGGACUCGAACCUGCGGCUCGGGAAGGCUGGCUCUCUGUCCCCCAGCCCGAUCCCCAAGUACGACUUCAGGAUCGAAAGGAUCGACUCCAAGCGCAGAAAUCCUAAGGAUCCCAUUGCAAUCGAGAGGCUUAACUUGAUGAACAUGGCCAAACUGAGCAUCAAAGGCCUGAUCGAGUCUGCUCUCAACCUCGGACGCACGCUCGACUCCGACUACGCACCGCUGCAGCAGUUCUUCGUGGUGAUGGAGCACUGUCUGAAACACGGGCUGAAGACCAAGAAGACGUUCCUGGGCCAGAACAAGUCGUUCUGGGGAGCGUUGGAGCUGGUGGAGAAGUUAACGCCUGAGGCCGGAGAGAUCACCGCUAGUGUCAAAGACCUGCCCGGCCUCAAGACUCCUCUGGGCAGAGGACGCGCCUGGUUACGGCUCGCCUUGAUGCAGAAGAAACUCUCUGACUACAUGAAGACCAUCAUCAACAGAAAGGACCUGCUCAGUGAAUUCUACGAGGCGAACGCGUUGAUGAUGGAGGAGGAGGGCGCCGUCAUCGCCGGGCUGCUCGUCGGACUAAAUGUCAUCGAUGCCAAUCUGUGUAUGAAGGGAGAGGACCUGGACUCUCAGGUCGGGGUGAUUGAUUUUUCAAUGUACCUCAAAGACGGAGGACACAGCAGUAAGAGUGCAGAGGGUGACGGUCAGAUCACAGCCAUCCUCGAUCAGAAGAAUUAUGUGGAGGAGCUGAACAGACAUUUAAGUGCAUCAGUAAAUAACCUGCAGGCGAAGGUGGACGCUCUGGAGAAGUCCAACACAAAGCUAACAGAAGAGCUUGCAGUGGCAAAUAACAGGAUCAUCACUUUACAAGAAGACGUGGAGAGAGUAAAGGAGGAGAGCUCCUAUCAGCUGGAGUCCAGGAAGGCAUCAAGAAGCGACUCGGCAGCAGACGGACAGGUGCUGGGGGAAACACGCAAGCAGCUCAAAGAGGAAACUCUGCUCCGAUUGGAUGUGGAGAAGGAGCUGGAGGUGCAGAUCGGGAUGAAGCAGGAGAUGGAGCUGUCCAUGAAGAUGCUGGAGAAGGACGUGUGUGAGAAGCAGGACGCUCUGGUGGAGCUCCGGCAGCAGCUGGAGGACAUGCGCAUCAUCAACCAGCAGCUGAGCCACAAGUCACAGACUGCAGACGCCGGCUCUAAACAGAAGAGUGAAGCGAUCGCUCGCCUGGAGGAGAAGAUCAACCAGAUGACGGGGACGGUAAAACAGAUGGAGACCAGAUACAAACAGGCUGAGAGAGAGAAGGAUCUGGCUCUAGAGGCCAACCGGCUCUUCAAACAGGAGUUUGGAGACAAAAUCGAGAGUCUGCAGGUGGAGAUGGAGCAGCUCAGGAGGCACAGGUCGUAUCUGGAGCUGGAGCUGAGGAAAGAGCGAGAGAGGAAGAGCGAGCAUCAUGGGGACGCUGCGUCUGCUCAGUCCAGUCAGUCUACUCCUCGCAGGGAGAGGAGGCUCCCAGAGAACAUACCAAAGCGUCUCCCAGAAUCUCCGCCAGUGAAAAGGGAGAAAGAGCAGAUUCUCCCUGGAGCCGAGGACAAAACCAGCCUGAGCUCCAGCGUGUCCUCGAGGUCACAGCAUGAGGAUGAACAGCAGGACGAGUCCUUUGUGGAGAUCAGUCAGCCCUCCAUCUGCUCCAUGUGUGAACAGGACGACUCCCUGCUGAAGACAAAGAAACAGUGUAAGAACUGCAGCGGUGUUUUCUGUGAGAGCUGCGUGUCCAAAGAGCUGCCGUUACCUUCCUCCAUCCUGCCGGAGACGGUGUGCAGCGCCUGCUACUCUCUGCUGCUGCAGCAAUACGCUUCAACGCCAACAUGAGACGAGGAACUCUCCGACCACACGCAUGGAAACCAAGAGGCAUUUAUUUGUACAACUGGCACUGCAAAAAUGCACUUUUUUCGACUUUGUGACUCGAGACGUUGUGAAAGAUUUGACUUAAAGAGUCCUGCGGGUUCUGAACUUGCGAUAUAUAUUUUUUAGUGACUUUAAAUAAGAAGUGUCCAAACAUGUGCCAUUUGAUUGUGAUUGCAGGUUUUUAUUGUCGCUGUAAUUCUUCCUUUCGGGCUGAAAGUGUUGAGCUGCUGUGGUGUUUCUUCAGUGGAAACCUGCAACUCAAACAGCUGUAAAAAAAAAAAAAAUGGCACCUGGGUGGAGAU